Molecule: messenger RNA, 3451 nt
Organism: Haliotis rubra (blacklip abalone)
Lineage: Eukaryota; Metazoa; Mollusca; Gastropoda; Lepetellida; Haliotidae
Product: conserved oligomeric Golgi complex subunit 3-like
Exons: 21
Coding region: 7-2547 (846 amino acids)
Biological process (GO): Golgi organization; intra-Golgi vesicle-mediated transport; intracellular protein transport
Cellular component (GO): COG complex; cis-Golgi network; membrane
Source: RefSeq, a predicted model, not a curated record
AUCAAAAUGGCUGACACGUUGCAGUCUGCUAGCCGUCAAAAGCUAAUCAGAGAGAGACUGUCACAAUGGGAAGCAAAGACAAAUCCGAAAGCUCCACUAACAACGAAGCAAAAAGAUGCCGUUAUUGAAUUAACGUCGUUUGUAACAGAACGGCCUCUUCCACAAGGAUUGCCGAGUGAUGAUGUGUUGGUUGUGUCUCCCCCUCCUGUGAGUGCAUCAAGCAGCAGCACCAAUGAGGACAGUCUGCUGCAGAUGUUCCUCCAGUCCAACCCACCAGAAGGGGGCAAGAUAGAGAACGCUCAGCAGUUCUUUUCCUGGUUCUCUGAACUGGAGGAUGGUGUUGAUCAAGAGGAUGAAAGUCAUUACAGGGAUUACAUGGAUGGCUUGAUGGGUCACCGUGACCAGUGUGACAGUGUGCUAGGGGAGGUAACUCAGGCCCUGGAUCAUCUGCGGGAGCUACAGAAGCAGUAUGUCAAUGUCUCCACCAAGACCAAUGCUCUACAUGAUGCCUGUGAACACCUCCUGGCUGAACAGACCAAACUGAUGAAUACCGCAGAGAGUUUGACAAACAAGCUGUCAUACUUUAAUGAGUUGGAGAGAAUAUCCAGUAAACUUGGAUCUCCUACUCUGACAGUUACAAACGAGUCUUUUGUUCCGAUGUUGUCCCGUAUGGAUGAAUGUAUUCAUUACCUUAAAAAUAAUCCUAGGUACAAGGAAUCAGCAGUGUAUUUAGCCAGGUUCCGGCAGAGUUUGUCCCGAGCACUUAAUCUUAUAAAGUCGCAUGUGACGACACUACUGCAAAAUGCAACACAGCAGGUGCAACCUAAAAAGCAGGAUGUUCCAAACAUGGCUGACAAUGCAUUUACUCUGUUCUAUGGCAAAUUCCGAGCCAAUGCUCCUCGUAUUAAAUCCCUCACUGAACAGCUAGAGAUAAGAGUGGAUAAGACACCAGAAUAUGCCGACGUCUUGGCUGACUGCCACCACUGCUACUUUGUGCAGCGGGAAACGCUUCUCGGACCCAGCAUUGCCUCCACCAUCACAGACCUGGCCAGUAAACAUGUUCGGGAUCACUGUGCACUGAUGCGGAGUGGCUGUGCCUUCAUGGUGCAUGUAUGUGAGGAUGAAUACCAGCUGUUUUUCAACUUCUUCUCCAAACCAACGCCCAUGUUAGAUGAGAUGUUGGAGCGGCUGUGUAACAACCUGUACGAUGUGCUGCGGCCACUCAUUAUUCACGUGAACCAUCUGGAGACUCUGUCCGAACUGUGCAGCAUCCUCAAGUUGGAGAUGAUGGAGGAACAUGUCCUGAACAAUCCCCAGGAGCUCGGGGCGUUUGAGUGUAUAUGUAAGCAGAUGUUGAUGGAUGUGCAGGAGAGAUUGGUGUACCGGUCCUACAUCUACGUGAAGGCCGACAUCUUCCAGUACUCUGCUGCUUCAGGAGACCUGGCAUACCCCGAGAAGCUAGAGAUGAUGGAGAGUAUUGCGGAGAGCAUCAAGAAGGGACAGCAGAGUGACAAAACCCAUUCCCGCACCCCAUCUAACGCCUCCAGCACCAGCCAGGAGGUAGCACAGCUCACAGCCACUGAGACGGAGAUGCAGACAGUGCCCCUUAAUGAGCCCAGUAGAGACAACCCAACCAGCAACAUGCCCAUGUCUCCAGCUGAUCUGCACGGAAUGUGGUACCCGACUGUCCGCCGUACGUUAGUCACGCUGUCCAAGCUAUACAGAUGCAUUGAUAAGACCACCUUCCAGGGCUUGUCUCAGGAGGCGCUGUCAGCCUGCAUACACUCUCUCUCUGCAGCCAAGGACGGUAUCAUAAAGAGAAAGACAGUUAUGGAUGGAGAGUUGUUUCUCAUCAAGCACUUGUUGAUUCUACGGGAACAGAUAGCACCAUUUCAUGCUGACUUUGCCAUAAGGGAAACCCAUUUGGACUUCAGCAAGUUUAAAGACAUGGCCAGUAAAGAUGGGAGCCUAGGACUGGGGGUGUUUGUAGAUGCAGCCUACAGCCUCAUCCAGAAGAAAGGACAACUGUUUGCUCUCAACAGUAACAACGCCUUGCUACAGUUCGUUCUCAGCGGCACACCCCAGGUUACUGAGUACUUUGUGGACUCGAAGCGUGACGUGGACCAGCAUCUAAAGAAAACGUGUGAAGAUUUCAUCCAUCAUGUCUCCGAGACAUUCACAGGACCUCUUCAGACAUUCCUGUCUAGGGCUGAGGUGAUUGUGAAGAUGAAGCAGGAGCAAGUGGGACAGAAUGUGAAACUGAGGCAACAGCCUUUUGCUACCCCAGAAAAGGUUCAUGAUGUUGUGGCAGAGACAUACAAGAAUGUGAAGACCAAACUGCCCUCUGUCCAUCGCAGCAUGUCCCUGUAUCUGGCCAACAGGGACACUGAGUCCAUCCUGUUUAGGCCCAUUAAGGUGAAUGUACAACAGAGCUUUCAGCAGCUCACCCAGCUCCUCACAGACAACUACACAGAGGAGGACAUACAGAUCAUUGCCUGUCCAAGUGCAGAACAGGUGAAUCUGCUGCUUUCAACAGGUGCAAAGUGAUACAAAGGAGAUCAUAAACAUUGGACUUAAUUUAGGGGUAGUGUGUAAAUGAGGAUUCACCAAGACAGAUGUGAUCUAAAACUGUGAUCAAGGGGAGAUUUCUCCAUUAACUGAACAACCUUGAACAUCACAAGUGUGUUAAACCAUCAGUAUGUUCACUCAGUGAGGAAGCCUGUGGGCAGCUGGUGUACAGUAAUACUGUGGGAGGCUUCUGGAUGGGACACCCUGACAGACAGCAGGAGCCUCACACACAGCUUGCUUCUUGUGGGACAUCAGCAGCAGAUUGUUGUAUCAAUACUGUUUCAGGCGGAGAUACUGCUGCCUUGGGAAGCAGUUUAUGUGGUAUUAUAGGUGAUAUAUUUACUUUGGAUGUUACACAUGUUCUUGUGAUCAUUUAUGUGUGGGAGGUUCAUAUUUGCUUCUUCAAUAUUAGGACACUAUCAUGUGUUUACCCAUUCACAGCAGUAUUUCAGGCUAACUGCUUCUGAUGGAUGUGAGAAUCAUCGCCUCUGCAAGGUUAUUGUUGCGAAAGUUGUGUCAAUAGUGGCUCUGGUAGCAAAGGUUUCUGGAGCAGGGAAUAUCUGGCCAGGAGAACCUGCAUUCACCUACAUCAUUAGAUGAAUCACUUUACCAAGACCGACUUGCAUAGGAGACCAUGGUCCAUCAAGGCUGUCGUAGGUUUUUGUUCACGAAAGCCAGUGAUCUCCACCAUGGCAGCCCUGCACUGGAUCACUUAGUUCAACCUUCUGCCUUUGCUUCUGUGGAGUGCAUCAUCAACACUGGAGGAAUAUCUAUUGUUAUUGUGUAUUAUUGUUGUCAAGAGAUUUUUUUAACUCAUAUUUUUAUACUUGUUAUGUAUAUAUGUAAUAUAUGGGGUAAAACAAAUAAAUCAGAAGAAAAGGUA